Messenger RNA from Brassica napus (rape), 5181 nucleotides. Its product is annotated as putative two-component response regulator ARR20. Gene Ontology annotation, molecular function: DNA binding. Bases 504 to 1763 code for a protein of 419 amino acids. The transcript is spliced from 5 exons. Gene Ontology annotation, biological process: phosphorelay signal transduction system; cytokinin-activated signaling pathway. The record is from RefSeq and is a predicted model, not a curated record. NCBI's taxonomy places the organism in Eukaryota, Viridiplantae, Streptophyta, Magnoliopsida, Brassicales, Brassicaceae.
CACGAAACAAAAUUAACUUCUGAAAAACAUUACAAGUUUAUAACUAUUAGAAGUAGAAUUUUGUAAUAGACAUUUUGCUUGUAAUCUUUAUGGCUUUAAAUCCCAUAAAUGAAAAGGUUGACAAAAAAAAAAAAAAAGUAGAAUUAAAUUAGCUUUUACUUAGCAAAAAAAAACUAUUUGAAGUAGAAAGUAGUAGUACCUAAAAUUAUCAACUUUUUCAUCCCCAACAAUACUUUCCUUAUCUUAUCUCCCAAUUAAAAGGAAAAUUUCCAAUUAUUAUAUAUAAAACCAUAUAGAUAACUACAUACAGUAUAAGAUGGAAGUAUAUAAGCUAACAAUUAAUAAGAAUAUAUUUACUUACCAAUAGUCAACUUUUACCGCGUGAUCCAUAUAUAUUACCCACUUUUUCCCACGCUCAUAAAACUCUAUCUUAACCUUCUUUAAUUCAAUCGUUAUCUCCCCCUCCUUACUUGGGGCUCAAAAGAGCUCAUAUAAUUUUGUUAAUGUCAGUUUCAUCAAACAUACUCAAAGAGAAUUCUCGCGACUUGUUGCGAGAAGAGGAACCUGGUGAUGCUGAAGUCGAAUUUCCCAUUGACGAUGAGGACGAAGAUUUUUCGAUAACGAGUAUUAGGAUUGUUUUGGUAGACUCAGAUCCUGAAUCCUUAUGCCUCAUGAAGAACCUCAUGACACAGUUCUCUUACCAAGUAAGGGAUUUUAAAAACGGAGCUGAAGCUAUUGCUUUCUUGAUGAUGAGCAAGCAUGAGAUCGAUUUAGUGAUUUGGGAUUUUCACGUGCCCGAGAUUAAUGGACUGGAAGCUCUCAAAACCAUUGGUAAAGAGAUGGAUUUGCCCGUAGUAAUAAUGUCUCAUGAACACAAGAAGAAAACUGUGAUGGAAUCGACAAAACGAGGCUCAUGUAACUUUCUCGUGAAGCCAGUAAGCAAAGAAAUCAUUGCAGUUCUAUGGCAACAUGUUUACCGCAAGAGAGUAUCUAUAUAUUCAGUUGAAUCAAAUCCAGAAGAAACUGUCGGUUUAGAUCAAGAUGAUAUUGAUCUCUAUCAGACCAACUCCAAUUGCGGAGAACAAACCAGUUCCUAUCAAAAAGAAGACAAGAACAAGAAACCGCGGAUGACUUGGACACCUGAACUUCACCAACUGUUUGAAAAAGCGGUCGAGAAAAUGGGCGGUGUUGAACAGGCCGUUCCAAAGCAGAUUCUCAAAUGUAUGCAAGAAGAAAAGGAUGCGGAAGGACUCACUAGAAACAAUGUUGCCAGUCAUCUUCAGAAGUACCGUCUAAAUUCAGGGAAAAAGUCAUCCAUGAUCCAGGAAACUCGAGAAGAUUCUGAGUGGCGUAAUGCUGGACCAAACACCGCUCUUACGGCUUCUAAACCGCUACCAAACUCCAUCUUCGGUCUCCAUACUAGAGUACCGUAUUUUGCGAACGAUCAAGACGCGAGAAACGGCCCCAUGCAGUAUCCUUCAACCAAUUACUUCACAAUGGACAAUGCCCAUUUCAUGACCAACUCUUUUGCUAAUCUACCUUAUACUGACUCGUUUCAUCAGCAACAACAAUUUCAACAUCAGCAGUACUCCCAUUCUUCUCUUCAGUUACCUUCCGUGAUAACCAAACAAGAGUUUCCAUACGUGUCAGCAGCCCUGGAAAAUCCCGAUCUCAUAGCUAAUAAAAAUUCACCCUACAUGGACUGGGGAGACUAUUUGCCAGAAGGCGGACUUAGCGAUUUCGAUAAGACUAAUCGUUAUUGACUCGUCAAAGGGAGGUGAUAUAUGAAUUCGUCUCUUUAUCGUAGCUCUUCUCUCUUCCCCCUGAUUUUUUUUUCAUGUUCUUAUUGAGGUUUUUUUGAACCACACAAUCGCUCAUCGGAUACCUUCGUUCGAUUUGCAUUUGGCGUGGUAGUAUUUCUGUUAUUUUGGUGGAACUAUAUAGUUUUAGUUGUGAGUGAUCUAUAAUCACUUACGUAGAUAUAGUUGAUUUAAUUUAAAUGGCAAAAACUGAUCGUACUCAUACAGUUUCCUAUGUACUUUUAAUUUUCACUUUAGAAUUUCAUUAUACACUAUUUUCUUUUUCUUAAGGUGUAAACAUAAAUUUUCUACCAAUUUGACAGGUCGUACAAAGAAAACUAGUAGCCGAAAACAAAAACAAAAAUCUAAACAAUACCAAAAUACCAAAGAAAAAGCUCAACCACAACACCACUAAAAAAGAGACGAUAGUCAUAAGCCGUAGUUACUAAUCAAACUCAGGAGAACGAGUUCGCCCUAGAGACCCUUUUCUCUCCGGCACGAAGACCAAGACGACCGCAACUACAGGAUGAGCUCCCCCUCCGACAUCUUCUCCGGUGACUGCUCCUUCUUCUGAAGUGUAAGUUUUCCUCUCCUCUUCCUUCCUGAGUUUGCUCCGAUGGUCAUUUCCCCACCUUCUCUCCCAACACCGAUGACUCAACGCUCGAAGCUUAAACCAUGAUUUUCUCCUUGCGAACCUCCUGUCUCAUAGACCUCAACCCCGUCCACCUCCGGAGCCACCAGAUCGAGUCCCUCCUUCACAAUCCGGAAGCUCCACCAUCUACUUGCGAAGCCCCUCCAUUGCUGCUCCACCGCUUCUCACCCACCUCGAGCUUGCGUUUAGAGUUCCCGAGAUCCCUCUCCUCCAACGUCACAGAUCGUCUAUUCACUGGUGCUUUUGGCCAAGAACUUUCAAAUUUUAAUAAUGGGACUGCGGUUCAGUUUAGGGUCCAAUGAGAGCUACGGGUCUCGAUACGGUAAUGUCGGAGCCCUUGUUCUCAGUUUGGCCUCAGCUCCCACCCCUCCUUUGAAUAUAGCCAAGAUAUUUUCAUCACCUCCAACAGAAUCUGAACUUUGCUCAGCCUCUAUAAAUCUAACUCAAAGGUGUUUUUUCUGUUCAAUCCCUGCAACUCCAGUAUCAUCUAUGCGGUUAUUCAAAAGGUCCGAGAAUAUUGAACCUGGGAUUCCGGCGUACGUGGUCUCAGCUCGCUGUCACUGCUCUACCCUGUCUCCUCAUCCACAGCAAACCAACCAUUCCAAGCUCAACUCAGCCACACAUGGACCUCCUGGAAUUUAUGCUCUCAUGCUUAGCUUGAUACAGCUUGAUGAAAUGUGUUUUUGUUUGGUUUCCGUAACUCUCUGGCUCCAACACGGUAAUGUUGAAAGAUGGAGUCAAUGACUGAACUCAAAAACGGGUUGCCCAUCAAGUCAGUUCGGGUUCUUAUCUCAGGUUAAGGAAAUCAAGUCUCCAUGGCCGGUUCUAGCUUCAAAUACACUAAUGGAAUCAGCGAUAGCAUCAACCGCUCCACUAUCUAGCCCACCGACCAAUCAGAGAUUCACAUAGUCUCCCGGGUCAAUUCAACGCUCAUCAGAGCUAUUUCCGACAACAGUCAGUCCAAAGAAAUCAUCGGCAUCGUCUCUGACAUCCGUUCGAUCUCCUCUGGCUUUGCAACAAUAGUGUUUUCUCACAUCUCUCGAUUUGAAAACUUGAUUGCCUACAUUAUAGCUAAGCAGGUUUUACAUGCAUUUUCUUGGGUUGGGCCAUCGUUUUUGGGCCUCUUUCUUUUUCUACGUUAAUGAAAUUUCUGUGACAAAAAAAUAAGAAGUGAUAAGCCGUAAAAACUCAGAGGCCAACCUUCAAGUGAUGAGUUUGUUCAAUGUUUUAUUUUCUGUAAACUGAUGAUAUAAUUAUGCUAAAUCAUUUUAGUUUUCCAUGCGUGCUUUCGUUUUUGUCACCAACUUCUUUUAUUCAGCCAGCUAUCAAAUGCUGAAGCUUUAAAGUUUAACAGAGCUUUUCAUUCGUGCAUGCUCUUUUGUUAUUUGUUAUCUUUCGAGAAUGAAAUUUCUAAGAUAUAUUGACUUAUUGAGCUAACCUAUUUUUUUAGUCAUGCUUGAAUACUGUUAACUUGUUGUGAUUACGAAUAAAUACGUAGGCCCGAUGGUACGAGGAGUUUCUUGGGAUUUAAUUAGCAUAUUUUUCACGAUUAAGCCUCCUUGUUUUGUUUUAGCAAAUUACUAACGGCAAAGAUAAUAAAAGAACUCUCAUCAUUAACUAAACAAUCAACAAACACUACCUUUCAUAAUCACGUCCUCUAUGUAUUAACAGAGAAAUAUUAAAAAAGUUAUAACUUGUAAUUUGUACUAAUUAAAAAUAUUCUACUGAAUUGUCACGUAAUUGGAAUGUUAAUUUUGCUUACGUGGCGGCUUGAGAAUCAAUUGAAAAUUUUGUUAGUCCAAAACUAAAUUGCUAAUAAAUACUAUAUUAUAUAAUACUAGGUGUUUGUCCGCAAUUUUACGGGUAGUUAUAUUAUAUAAAGAAAUAUAUAAUGUCAAAUAUUUGGAUAAUAAAAAAAUUCAGUAUUUUUUUUUAGAAGAUAUGUGAGAUAAUUAAUUCAGAUAAUUGGUUGCAAAAAAUUACUUUAUAUUUUAGUUUAACACAUAAAAACCGGAAAAUACUCUAGCUCUCAAGAGAAAAAAAGGUGUGUUUUUUGUGCAACUCCAAUAUGACCUAUACAAUGAUCGGAGACUUUUAUCAUGAAAGAUCUUUUGUAAACGGUUUUGUGUGGGUUUUAAAAACAUAAAAGUUAUAAUAAUUCCUUACCCACAAAUAUAGUUAUUUUAUAUAAUAAUAUACAACCAUUAAAUUUAUUUCUAUAAAAAUGAUAAAGUAUUUUAUUUAAUUAUAUAUAACUAAUUGAUAAAAAUAAAGAAAUUGAUAAAACAUAUAUAUUAUUUCUCUAAUUCUACAAUUAGUUACCAUAAAUCAUUAUUUGUAAUAUAAUUUGUGUUAUUUGGUGAUUUGUAUUAAUUAGUUCUAGAGUUAUCUUUUACUUUUAGAUCUGAUUAAAAUAAUAACUAAUAAAUGUUAACAGCCAAUCAAAUUAUAACUAUUUUUUAAAACUUAACCUAUUAAAGACACAUAAUCAAAACUCAAUUAAAUAGCUUCUCAACUAAUAUAUAGUAGGAUUUAUAUCUUUAAAACUAAGGAUAAAUUUGGAUAAGAUAAACAUAAAAACAUGUAUUAGGAAAAUAGUAGUUUAAGCAAUUUUUCUCAUAAUUUGUUCCAAAUCACACUUUCUCACUCAUUUUUUUAAUUUAGUGUUUAACAUAAAACUUAAAUAGGUUAAGCAAACAAAUUCUUCCUUAAAUUAUCUCUGAUCAUCAC